AUGAUGGUUACCACCAAGGUUGUCUCCAACAUGCUUCUGUCCUACGCGGCUAUUUUCCUGUGGUGGUGUCUCGUCCCGGUUGGUGGUGCGGUCGCUCUGGGUUCUUCCCUCGAGCAGCCUGUUACGCCGCUGCUGAGGCCGCGAUCACAGCGGCUACAGCCGAGACAGACGUGCAACACUGCGACGAACAGGCAGUGCUGGACCAUGAGCCCGGCGUUCAAUAUCAAUACUGACUGGGAGGCUUCGACGCCGGUGACGGGUGUGACAAGGACUUAUACCUUUACGCUGACGGAGGUGAAUAACUGGAUUGGUGGAGAUGGGGGGAUCAAGGCGAAGGCUAUGCUGGUGAAUGGUCAAUUUCCUGGACCAACGAUUACAGGCAAUUGGGGAGACAGAAUCAAUGUUACCGUCGUCAACAACCUCGUCAGCAACGGCACAUCUAUCCACUUCCACGGCAUCCACCAAAAGAAUACCAACAACAAUGACGGCGUUAGUGGUGUGACCGAGUGCCCGAUUGCUCCUGGGAGAAGUAAGACUUACUCCUUCAUUGCGACGCAAUACGGCACUGCCUGGUAUCAUUCCCAUUUCUCAGCACAGUAUGGCAACGGUGUUCUGGGAGCCAUUCGCAUCAACGGCCCAGCAUCAAGCAAUUACGACGAUGAUCUUGGUCCGCUCGUGAUUAGUGACUGGUAUUACGGCUCGGCGUUUGCGCUGGCACACCGAGUCAACAGCCCUACGAAUCCGUACAUCCCCGGCUUCCCCGGAUCGCCACCUCCUAGUGACAACAUUCUGUUCAAUGGCCUGAACAGAAGAGCCAACGGUGCUUCGGGAAGCUAUCGCAGGUUCACCCUCACGGCCGGACGAAAGCACCUCCUCAGACUCAUCAACGGCUCAGUCCAAGCCAGUUUCACCGUGUCCUUGGUAGGACAUUCCUUCACCAUCGUCGCCACCGACAUGGUCCCUAUCACGCCCGUCACGGUAACAAGCCUCUACAUUGGCGUCGGCCAAAGAUACGACGUCAUCAUCAACGCCAACCAGCCCGUAGCCAACUACUGGUUCAACACCACCUUCUCCUCGGCCCCCUGCGGCGGAGCGACCAAUCGCCCAGCCAUGAUCUUUCAAUACUCCGGCGCACCCACCGCAAACCCUACCUCCGCGGGAACAGUCCCCCCCGACUCCCGCUGCGCUGAUUCUCUCAACUACACCCCCAUCGUCAGCAAGUCUGUCCCCUCAGCCUCCUUCACAACAGGCAACACCCUCAACACCCGCCUCCAAAUCUCCACCACCGGCGGCAUCUCCCGAGUCUACUGGCCAGUAAACAACACCCCCAUGAAAGUAAACUGGAACAACCCAACCCUCGAGUACGUCAAAAACUCCAACACAGGCACCAUGCCCGCAAACACAAACGUCAUCUCCGUCCCUACCGCAAAUCAAUGGACCUUUUGGCUUAUUGUAAACAACUCCUCCAUCCCUCACCCCGUCCACCUCCACGGACACGACAUCCUCAUCCUCGGCGCCAGCCCCGCCCUGGCCGCGCCGAUCAACCCGACUAAUCGGUUGAGGCCGUACAACCCCUCUGUUGAUGGCCCGGCCUUGAAAAUUGCGAACCCGACGAGAAGGGACACGACGAUGCUGCCGGCGUGGGGGUGGUUGGCGCUCGCGUACCGGACGAACAAUCCGGGGGCGUGGCUGAUGCAUUGCCAUAUUGCCUGGCAUGCUAGCCAGGGGUUUAGUGUGCAGUUUUUGGAGCAGCUGACUAGUAUACCGACGGUGAUGAAUCUGAAUGAGUUGACGGGGAAUUGCAAUAAUUGGGAUGCGUUUUACCCGAGUGGGGCGCCGUUUUUGCAGGAUGAUUCGGGGAUUUGAUUUCUUGGGUUUGCGGGUUUGUUUUGUUUUUUAUUUUUUAUUUUUUUGAUUGGGGGCGGAGGGGGGCUGUUUACUACUGGGACGUGUUUGUCGGUUUCUUGAGCACCUUGUUUUUCUUAGUUCGACCGUGUAUUUGUGCUCGAGAGUGAAUAAACGCUGUAUUAUUGCUCCUCAUUACAAACAUGGUAACGAAAGGGGUAUUGCAAACUCCUGUCUCUAGGUCUCAUGUUUCUCCAUUAUUUUUGCUCCUUCUUCCCAAACCCCAACCAACCCCCCGCCGCCUUCCCCCCAUUCACCACCCCGCUGCCCACCGUCUUCCCUCCCUCUACAACACCACCAACAAGGGUAUUCCCCGCCCCGCUGACGGCAUUGCUGUUUCCCCCGGGGACAUACCCGCCCUGACCAUCCUUGCCCUUUCGCUCAAGCCUGUUGACUCCCUCCCUGGAGAGUAAAUCGCCGACUGGUCUGCCAAGGCCGUCCUGGCCGAGCUGGGAGGAGGCAGUGGUGUGGAUGUUGUCUUGGAGGGUGUCGACUUGGGAGAUGCCGGUUACUUUUGUUUUGUCGAGGUUUUCUAGAGGGACGACUGGGUUAGUGGCUAUAGUGGCUAGGAAGGGAAAGGGAAAGGGAAAGGGAUAUACCUUUGGUGGUGUAGCUUGCUUUGUUGUCGCGGGUAAAGUAGCGGAGGUAGAGGUCUUCGAGGUAGGGAACCCAGGUUUCAUAGAGGGUGUUGUAUUGGGUUUUUGUCCACUCCAUUUUUUUGCUUGUUUUCGAUGUUCCGAUUUAGGGAAGAUAAGGUAGGUAGGUCAGGUGCGUGU
Messenger RNA from Podospora pseudocomata, 2681 nucleotides. RefSeq lists its product as uncharacterized. The record is from RefSeq and is a predicted model, not a curated record. Gene Ontology annotation, molecular function: oxidoreductase activity; copper ion binding. The transcript has 7 exons. Bases 1 to 1866 code for a protein of 621 amino acids. Lineage: Eukaryota; Fungi; Ascomycota; Sordariomycetes; Sordariales; Podosporaceae.